AUGUUGCAGUCAAUAUUUGACGAUGUACGACGUAUGAAUAAGCGCCAGUUUUUAUAUCAAUUGCUGAGCUUUGGCAUGAUAGUCUCGUCAGCGUUGAUGAUAUGGAAAGGUCUGAUGGUUGUUACCGGCAGCGAGAGUCCUAUUGUGGUUGUAUUGAGUGGCAGUAUGGAGCCUGCAUUUCACAGAGGUGAUUUGCUCUUCCUCACCAAUUAUCAAGACGAACCAGUAAGAGUAGGAGAGAUCGUUGUUUUCAAAGUCGAAGGCAGAGACAUACCUAUUGUACACAGAGUACUUAAACUUCAUGAGAAGGGUGAUCAAAAUAAUACGGUCAAGUUUCUCACGAAAGGUGACAACAAUUCUGUAGAUGAUCGAGGUCUGUAUGCACCUGGUCAGCUUUGGUUGACGCACAAGGAUGUGGUUGGCCGAGCGAGAGGUUUCCUACCAUAUGUUGGCAUGGUCACUAUAUACAUGAAUGAAUAUCCUAAAUUUAAGUAUGCAGUAUUAGCAUGUCUUGGAUUGUACGUUUUGGUACACAGAGAAUAAAAUGUUCGAUAAGUUUAAACAUAAUAUAUUGCGAUAAUCUGAUCGUUUCUGAGGGAAUGCGCAAUUUACUAAAAAUAAGGACACACACAUACCAAACUAUGCACAACAUAAUAAUUUAGUGCAUACGUUGCUGAUCUUACUAUUAAAAAGAAUACUAAAAAAUGUU
Atta colombica is the source of this 709-nucleotide messenger RNA. It is a transcript of the gene twr, whose product is annotated as signal peptidase complex catalytic subunit SEC11A. Gene Ontology annotation, molecular function: serine-type endopeptidase activity. NCBI's taxonomy places the organism in Eukaryota, Metazoa, Arthropoda, Insecta, Hymenoptera, Formicidae. Gene Ontology annotation, cellular component: signal peptidase complex; membrane. Bases 1 to 543 code for a protein of 180 amino acids. The transcript has 4 exons. The record is from RefSeq and is a predicted model, not a curated record.